This is a messenger RNA of Anthostomella pinea, 282 nucleotides long. The record is from the annotation of a GenBank genome assembly. NCBI's taxonomy places the organism in Eukaryota, Fungi, Ascomycota, Sordariomycetes, Xylariales, Xylariaceae.
AUGGCAAUUCUGCGCUCCCCCCAUAAGCGCCUACUUCUGCCAGAGAUCUACAAGUGGAUCUCUGAUACCUACUCCUUCUACGAUCCCAAGGAAAGGGGCUGGAAGAACAGUAUCAGACAUAACCUAAGUCUCAACCCGGGUUUCAUAAAACAGGAGCGCCUGAAAGGUGCCCCGGGAAGCUACUGGACUAUCGAGCCGGGCAAGGAGCAGCAGUUCAUGAAGGAGGAAACGCCGCUGCCGCCCCCCAGAAAGUCUACCCCGGCAACCAGCAGCCGGACAUGA